AUGGGUUCUAUUAGUGCAACCAGCCAAACCACUGCAAAACAGAGCAGAAUGAGGGCGUGGUGGAAAGAAAGCACUGUCUAUCAGAUAUAUCCUGCAUCUUUUAAGGACUCCAGUGGAGAUGGCAUCGGUGACCUCAAGGGAAUUAUUUCCAAACUUGACUACAUCCAGGGACUUGGCGUGGACAUUGUUUGGUUAAACCCGAUUUUUAGCUCUCCCCAAGUCGACAUGGGGUAUGACAUCUCCGACUACUACGACAUCCAUCCACCCUAUGGAACGAUGGAGGAUGUGAAUAUGUUGGCCGAGGGUCUUCAUAAGCGAGGAAUGAAAUUGCUGAUGGAUCUGGUUGUUAACCAUACUUCAGAUCAGCAUCCUUGGUUUCAAGAGGCGAUCUCUUCGGUCUCCAAUCCGCGUCGUGACUGGUAUAUUUGGAAGAAGCCGAUAGUAGGAGAAGACGGCAAGCCCCAGCCACCCAACAAUUGGAGUUCAUAUUUUGGAGGAAGUGCAUGGGAAUACGACGAGCGAUCUGGAGAAUAUUACCUCCACCUGUUUGCCAAAGAACAGCCGGAUCUCAACUGGGAGAAUGUCGAAGUGCGGAAAGCAGUUCAUCGUAUCAUUCGGUUCUGGCUGGAGAGGGGUGUUCAUGGCUUCCGCAUGGAUGUGAUUAAUUUUAUCAGCAAGGACCAGAGUUUCCCUGAUGCGGCGAUUGUUAGCAACUCCAGGUGGCAGAAUGGGUCAGCACACUACGCAUGCGGACCAAGGCUCCACGAAUAUCUUCAGGAGAUCGGUGCAAUUCUCAAGGAAUACAAUGCUUUCUCGGUUGGAGAAAUGCCCGAAGUGAACGACUAUGACGAAAUCCUCAAGGCUGUUGGUUUUCAACGUGGCGAGCUGAACAUGAUCUUCCAUUUUGAGAUUGUUUCUCUCGAUCAUGGUGACGGCGGCAAGUUUACUGCUAAAGAUUGGAACAUGCAGGAGCUAAAGUCCGUGGUAUUGAAGUGGCAGAAGUUCAUGCAUGAGAACGAUGGAUGGAAUGCGCUAUAUCUUGAAAACCAUGACCAGCCCCGCAUUGUCUCGCGAUUUGGCUCGGAUCAGCCGGAGAAUCGUGAACAGUCAGCUAAGAUGCUGGCGGCCUUCCUGGGCUUCCAGAGCGGCACCUUGUUCAUAUAUCAGGGCCAGGAAUUGGGAAUGCCGAAUGUGCCCAGGAAUUGGGGGAUUGACCAAUAUCGGGAUAUCGAAACGUUACAUCAUUGGAAAGAGGUCGUCUCCGAAGGACUGGCAGACCCAAUCGUCUCCCUUGGAGAGUACAGGUUGAAGUCUAGGGAUAAUGCGCGCACCCCAAUGCAAUGGGAUGCGUCAGUAAAUGCGGGCUUCUCGACCUCAACGCCAUGGAUUUCUGUCCAUGAUGACUACCAGAAAUUCAAUGCGGCCUCGCAAAUAACUGAUAAACACAGCGUGUAUCACUUUUGGAGCACAAUUCUAGCUCUACGAAAAUCACUUCCUGAUCUUCUCGUGUACGGAUCCUUUGAUCUCAUUUCUAGUGAGCAUCCGGAUAUGCUCGGUUAUAUGCGAGUUUCAGAUAGCGGUCGAGUGGCAGUAGUUGUCGCCAAUUUUCGUCCGUGGGCUGUCGCAUGGACUCCCCCGCAUUUCAGUAAUAUCGGAUCUGGGGAAAUUGUUUUGACAAAUUACCCUGGUCGCCGAAGCCUACGGUGCAUCUCCGAAGAGCCGCUCAAUCUCGAGCCAUUGGAGACAUUUCUGUGGCUUCAAGACAUGGAGGAGUCGUCACGCUUGUAA
Talaromyces marneffei is the source of this 1788-nucleotide messenger RNA. RefSeq lists its product as uncharacterized. The coding region runs from base 1 to 1788 and encodes 595 amino acids. NCBI's taxonomy places the organism in Eukaryota, Fungi, Ascomycota, Eurotiomycetes, Eurotiales, Trichocomaceae. Gene Ontology annotation, molecular function: alpha-amylase activity. The transcript is spliced from 4 exons. Gene Ontology annotation, biological process: oligosaccharide catabolic process. The record is from RefSeq and is a predicted model, not a curated record.